UUUUUUUUUUUUAAUAUUUGUUUCAAAAUAAACAAAACAAACUGCACAAAAUCGUUGCCGACUACUUCUCAACAUCCAACCCAUGGGAAUUUUAGAGUGUUUAUUUAUUAGAUCUAUCCCUUUAACCAUGGUUACUUUUCUAACCCUGACCAUGGUCAGCAGAUGCAGUUAGGAUUUAGGGAGAGCCGGGGAGAGAGAGACAGAGGCAGAGAAAGCACCCUCCACCCCCUUCCCAGUUCCCUCUUAUCUUUUUUUUUUCCCUCUCUCUCUCUCUCUCUCGCGUGUUGCUUAGUGUUUGCAGUGCUGUUUUGUUUCGCAAAUUACUGAUCGUUCUGUUCUCUGGGAAAUUGAGCAAUUGAGAGUUCUCGGCGCCAGAGACUGUUAAUUCGCUUGCCAAAACUGGUGUGUAUGCUCUUAUGUAUUUUUGCCUUACGAUUCCUAGAUCAAUUGUAGUUCGUACUUUGUGGGUUUUUGUUUGUCUCGCCAGUGAUUGAUAUUUUAUUGGUUUAGUGUAGUUGAGAUCUGGAAUUUUAGGUAUGAGCGGGUGGGUUUUCGUGAAAGAGUAUUUAUUGGAGCUCUGGGAGUAUGUGGGGGGUUUGUUCUGAUUUGGUUGCUCUCUUGUUGAAUGUGGUGGAUUUGAGUUUGCACGCAAGAAGAGGGUUUUCUAGUGUUCUUGGGUGCAGAUAUUGAAAUUUGGAGACCCUUUUUUUUUUUUUGAGUGUAAAAAUUUGGAAGCUUUUAUUUUGUGGGUAUUCUUGCUUUUGGGGUUAGGAGAUGAAAACUGAAGCGGGAAUGGGAGGAAAUGUUUGGAAUGAUGAUGACAGGGCCAUGGUUGCGACGGUUUUGGGUGGUCGGGCUUUUGAUUAUUUAAUGUCGAGCUCUAUGUCGACUGAAACUUUGUUAAUGGCGGUGGGGAGUGAUGAAAAUUUGCAGAAUAAGCUUUCUGAUCUAGUGGACCAGCCAAAUGCAUCAAAUUUUAGCUGGAAUUAUGCAAUUUUCUGGCAAUUGUCGCAGUCCAAGUCCGGGGAUUUGGUUUUAGGGUGGGGAGAUGGGUCCUGUAGGGAGCCCAAGGAAGGGGAGGAGUCUGAAGCCAUGAGAAUUCUUACUUUUCGGCUUGAGGAUGAGACCCAGCAAAAGAUGAGGAAAAGGGUGCUUCAGAAACUCCACACGGUUUUCGGCGGUUCAGAUGAGGAUAGUUAUGCUUUUGGACUGGACAGGGUUACGGAUACUGAGAUGUUCUUUCUUGCAUCGAUGUAUUUUUCCUUUCCUCGAGGAGAAGGUGGCCCUGGGAAAUAUUUUGGAUCAGGAAAGCACCUGUGGCUCUCAGAUGCAAUUAGAUCUCCGUGUGAUUACUGUGUCCGAUCAUUCCUUGCCAAGUGUGCUGGAAUUCAGACCAUUGUUCUCGUCCCAACUGAUGUUGGGGUGGUUGAACUGGGUUCAGUGAGAUCCAUUCCGGAGAGCUUGGAGCUGCUGCAGGCUGUUAGAUCAUCAUUCUCACCAUUUUCAUCACCCAUUAAUGUGAAGCCCACGGCAACCUUACCAGUAGUGAUGAAUGAGAGAAGAGAUGAAAAUGCCUCGUUCUCUAACUUGGGGCUUGGUGGGCGUGCAGAAGGAAUUCCAAAGAUUUUUGGGCAGGACUUAAACUCUGGCCAUUCUCAUUUCAGGGAGAAGCUUGCUGUUAGAAAAACAGAGGAGAGACCAUGGGAAGUUUACUCCAAUGGAAAUAGGCUUCCAUUUCCUAGCUCUCGCAAUGGUCUUCACAGUCCAAGUUGGGCAUAUGUCCAAGGUGUGAAACAGGGGAUUGCUGCAGAAAUUUACAACUCUCAAACCCCAGCAAAUAAUCUAAAGGAGUUUGUUAAUGGGGUUAGAGAAGAUUUUCGGCAAAACCAAAUGCAACCUCAGAAGCAGGUGCAAAUGCAAAUUGAUUUUUCAGGUGCCACUUCCAGGCCUUCCCUGAUUGCCCGGCCAAUUAGUGUGGAGUCUGAGCAUUCAGAUGUGGAGGUUUCAUGCAAGGAAGAGCGUCCAGGACCAUCUGAUGAAAGAAGGCCAAGGAAACGAGGUCGAAAGCCUGCAAAUGGAAGAGAAGAACCUCUCAAUCAUGUGGAGGCAGAAAGGCAGCGCCGUGAGAAGCUAAACCAGCGGUUCUAUGCAUUACGAGCUGUUGUGCCCAAUAUAUCCAAGAUGGACAAAGCCUCCUUGCUAGGAGAUGCUAUUACCUACAUCACUGAACUUCAGAAGAAGCUCAAGGAUAUGGAAGCAGAGAGGGAUAAAGUUAGGAGCACCUCAAAAGAUUCAUCAGCAAUGGAAGGAAACUCAAAUGCAGAAAACAUGAUCCAAGCGUCAGAUGUCGAAAUUCAAGCCAUGCCCGACCAGGUUAUUGUAAAGGUGAGCUGUCCUUUGGACACGCACCCUGUCUCAAGAGUCAUCCAAGCAUUCAAAGAUGCGCAGAUCAGUGUGGUGGAAUCAAAACUUGCCAUGGGCAAUGAUACCGUGUUGCAUACAUUUGUCAUCAAGUCUCAAGGAUCCGAACAGUUGACAAAGGAAAAGUUGAUUGCUGCAUUUUCCCACGAAUCCGUUUCUUUAUGACCAUUAUCAUCGGUUGGAUGAUACCAGCAUUGCAUUUAACCAAAUCCAUACAUGUAAUAUUUUAGUGAAGAGCCCAUUUGAGAGCUUCUACCGAGGUUUUUGACAUAUAGCAGGGGAUCGUAAGGAACAGCAUUUAAGAAGCUAGAAGUAGAAAAUAACUACCUAUUGACCAAGUAGGGCAGCAAAUUUUCUGUGUUUUGUUUAUAGUAUACAUAUUUUGUCAUAGUUAUUCUUGCAAGAUGAAUUAAAUUUGUAAGUUUUAAAUGAGUAUCCCAUUUGCUUAUUAAGGAGUUAUUAAUUUUUUUUCCCUAA
Malania oleifera is the source of this 2898-nucleotide messenger RNA. RefSeq names its product transcription factor MTB1. Lineage: Eukaryota; Viridiplantae; Streptophyta; Magnoliopsida; Santalales; Ximeniaceae. Gene Ontology annotation, cellular component: nucleus. Gene Ontology annotation, molecular function: DNA-binding transcription factor activity; transcription cis-regulatory region binding; protein dimerization activity. Gene Ontology annotation, biological process: regulation of DNA-templated transcription. The transcript has a single exon. The coding region runs from base 775 to 2586 and encodes 603 amino acids. The record is from RefSeq and is a predicted model, not a curated record.